Molecule: messenger RNA, 576 nt
Organism: Trichophyton benhamiae CBS 112371
Lineage: Eukaryota; Fungi; Ascomycota; Eurotiomycetes; Onygenales; Arthrodermataceae
Exons: 1
Coding region: 1-576 (191 amino acids)
Source: RefSeq, a predicted model, not a curated record
AUGUCGAGCCCAUCUACAAGCAUCUGUGGUUGUGAAAAUUCGGCAAGUUCUCUUGCCUCUAGUCUUCCAUCUAAAGGUUCCUUCGACUUCAGUAUCCUCGCAUCUAUCAAUAAACCACUUAACGACCACUGGAAGCUUGUCGAGGCUUGCAAACAUCCACUUCACAGCCACGCUCUUGUAUCUGCUGCUAUCUAUAUAUCCGAAACCAUCUUUUCCCUGUGCGACGCUGCAUGUAUCUCCUACGGCCUCUUCGAGAGCGGUGUCGCGGCUAGUAUCGAUAAUAACAAGACAUUGAUGACGGUAUACUCGAACGAUGACGAUACCACUCCCCUCUCCUGGAAGUGUUCGAAAAGCCCUAUGUUGCUGGGCAAAUUUGCCCUCCAAGGAGAAGAAGAAAGCCUCCUAGCUCGGCAGAUUAUCUGUGGGGUGUUGACGAAUCUGAGCAAUCUGUUGCGCGAAAUGGGUUCGCUUGAUAAGACAUCUGGUUCACCCAGUUUCUAUGGGCGCGGGGAUGGGCAAGUCGGUCGUAUCCUUUCGAGUAUUCUAUCACUCUUGGGCAAGGUAUCUUGUGAGUAA